Emiliania huxleyi CCMP1516 is the source of this 705-nucleotide messenger RNA. RefSeq lists its product as hypothetical. Bases 1 to 705 code for a protein of 234 amino acids. The record is from RefSeq and is a predicted model, not a curated record. NCBI's taxonomy places the organism in Eukaryota, Haptophyta, Isochrysidales, Noelaerhabdaceae. The transcript is spliced from 3 exons.
AUGGCCGCCGCCGUCGACGUCGACGCGGCCGUCGAGCAGCUCGCCGAGGCAGCGGCCUCCAAGGCGAGCGGCAUGACAAGGCGGCCGUGGCUCUGCUUCGUCCUCUCCACGCUCGCCCUCAUCCUCGGCAACGCGGUCGUGGACGGGCGCGGCCACCACGUCGCGAGCGCGGCCGCCUGCUGCGACGCGUGCGCGGCGCACGCCAAGAAGUCCCCGAAGCGGCCGUGCAACUCGUGGGUCUUUUGCUACAAGCCGCACUGCUGGUCCGCCGACAACGGCAACACGCACCUCUUCGGCGAGUGCUGGCUCAAGUGGCAGAGCGACGCGGCGCACCCGCUGUACGGCCAGCGGGGCGCGUACACCGACGGGUACCGGCGCGCCAAUCGCGACAAGCACCUCAACGGAAAGUACCCCGAGGCGUCCAACCCAGAGUGGGUGGGCGCCACCAAGGCGUGGGGCGAGGCGCACGGAACGGCGCCCUUUGGGGUCGCGCCGGGCAGCCGGCGCAACCAGAGCGUGCCGACCCACGUCUCCUGGAUGGGCGGCGUGAUGGGCGCCACAGUGGACUUGCACGUGAGCUGGACGACCGACGAGCAUGGCACGAUGCGCUCCUCGGCGGGAGAUACGAUCGUCGACUAUCGCCCGUGGGAGAGCCGCGAGCAGAACCUCAAGAGGGGCGUCAAGCCCGAACAGAUGAAGUUCUGA